Rotaria sordida is the source of this 1226-nucleotide messenger RNA. The record is from the annotation of a GenBank genome assembly. Lineage: Eukaryota; Metazoa; Rotifera; Eurotatoria; Philodinida; Philodinidae.
ACCAUCAUCAUCGGUUCCUCCUCUCCGCAUAGCAAAUAUUCUCAUUGAGCCCAACUUAACAUUAAUCGAUAUGGUUCCAAGUUCAUUUAAUCCUCAUGAAGAGCUCGAUGAUGAUGAUGAUGAUGAUGAAGAUGAUAUUAUCUAUCCAGAAGGUGUUACUGAGUUGCGUCCAUAUAAAAUUGUGGCUCGUUAUCGAAGAGCCAUUGGUGAAACGACAGAUUUUCGUCUCAAACCAAUUCUUGUUAGUGAAGACUCGACAGAAACACUUGUGCUAGGACUCGAACACUUUGCUCAGCAACAUAACUGUAGUUUGACUUUUACAGGUGAAAAUCAACAAUUCGAUCAAAGUAUCUAUCAAGCAGCGGCUGGUGUCGCCGACUUAGGCAGUAUUCAUCUUUUGGCAACUGAUGCUUUACUUACUGCUAACUUUCAAUUCGAAAUCGAUCUUGAUUAUGAUCGAGAAAUUAUUCAAUCUGAAGAAAAUAUACAAAAAUUUGUUGAAGGCUUUUGUGAAGCCAUUUGCAAAGUGCUUUCUUGUGAAAAUGGUAAUGUUCGCGUGUUUUCUAUUAAUAAAUUAGCUGACGAAGUAGGAAAAAGUCAAAUAAACUUUGGUUUGACUACACAUGAACAAAAAAGAACUGAACAAUUAGCUCAUGAUCUAACGAUUUAUGCUCGUUCUGGCUUUGGAACUGACAUUAUUCUUCAACAUGUUAAACCAGGAGAAUAUGAAUGUUUAUGGAAACCUAUGGUUAGCUAUUUACAAAUACGACCUAGUGAUUUAGAUCCUCAAUUCAACUUCGACUACAGGACAUCAGGCUUACCUGAAAAACUUACACGUGGAAGUUAUCCAUAUUAUCUUCCACUUGGAUGGUAUCGCUAUGCACUCAAAGUUCUCGAUAAGUAUAGUAACGAUAAUACUUGGAUCGGCCAGGUGAACGCUGAAGGAGAAUGGCCUGUUGCAUUUUAUGGAACACAUUCUGAUGCAGUUAGUAGUAUUCUACAACAUGGUUUAUUGCCAAGUGUUGUCAAAACUGACACCAUGAAACAAGAGGCAAUUACACAAAUCGGAGAAGAAGCGAAUCAACCAGGAUUUUAUGUGACAACACAUUGUGAAGGUGGAUCAUAUCCUCAAUAUACUACACCGUUUACUGUGACUACAUUUCCUAAUAAGAGUGAGCAAUUUAGUCUUGUUUUUCAAUGUCGCGUUCAACCUGGCAAGUUUACAA